Messenger RNA from Branchiostoma belcheri (Belcher's lancelet), 1141 nucleotides. RefSeq lists its product as uncharacterized. The record is from RefSeq and is a predicted model, not a curated record. The transcript has a single exon. Lineage: Eukaryota; Metazoa; Chordata; Leptocardii; Amphioxiformes; Branchiostomatidae. Bases 1 to 708 code for a protein of 235 amino acids.
AUGUUGCGGGUGUGUGAGAAACUCCGUGAGGCGGACGAGAAGGGCAGGAGGUACGGACUAGCCCGGGCGGAGACAGGCUACCUCCGUGCCCUGGUGGACGCCAUGGCCGACACGGACAGGCUGGCGGAAGUGGAGCUGCUCAAAACUCUGGGCGACGUGAACGUGGAGAAGGGAAGACUCGGGAAGGAUGUGGGGAAGUUCAAAGCAGCCUUGGCUCUUUACAUUGCUGCUAUGGUACGGUGUUACCAUGAAGAACAGGCAGAUGGUAUAGAACACCGCUACCACUACACGGAGAGACUUUUACAAGGGCUGUCGUCACAGGGUAAGGGACAGUCAACUGAAGACAAGGAGACGACUACACCUGCAAAGGUAGCGGCAAUGUUUCAAGCCCUGGACAAGAGACGGGCUACCGGAGGUCACACAGACUCUUUGCUUAUUGGAUACGCACAGGUGAUGGUAGAGGCGAUAGUAAACGACAACAGCAUGUUAGAAACAGAAGCGACCAAGAGUAUGGGUGACGUGUACCUGAAAAGAGGAACAGAAACUGGAGACACUAGAAAUUUGACCAGAGCUACUGCUCUGUACAACAGGGCACUGGCGCGGUGUCACAACGUUCAUGGAACAGUUGUCAUUGUUCACCGCUUACUGCACACCGCAAAAAUCAGACAAGAUAUCGCCAGAGGAAACAAGGUGAGAGAACUAUUUUGAUUUGAGCAUGACGAAACUUGGCAGUGCUGACUUCCGGGUUCCCACUUGGUUUGCUUAGCUCCAUAAAUCCAGUCAUGCAUAUCGUGCCGCUAAGCGUAAAGCGUAUCGUGUCGCUUAAGGUCAUGGGCUUUUUCUUGCGCUAGAAUGAUACCAACUUCUUAUUGAUUUAUCAACGUUAUUGCUUAAACGUCAUUGCUGAACAAAAAUAUGGUUUAUGCGUUUGCACUAAAUUUUUGACGACAGAAUAGUAUAAAAAGCUAUGAAGAUGUAUGCAUUUUGGUCCGUGGGUCUGUGUGUGUAACGUUACAUAUUGACAAUAUUAUGUCGCCCUUGUAGUUAGAUGCUGUCCAAAUAAACAACAAAUCAUCACAUUUUAUAUUCCCGUGUAAAUACUCCGUAUUUAACAUAGACCCAGUUUGCUUUCCAGGGGUCA